Messenger RNA from Solanum dulcamara, 837 nucleotides. RefSeq lists its product as uncharacterized. Lineage: Eukaryota; Viridiplantae; Streptophyta; Magnoliopsida; Solanales; Solanaceae. Gene Ontology annotation, molecular function: metal ion binding. The coding region runs from base 1 to 837 and encodes 278 amino acids. The transcript has a single exon. The record is from RefSeq and is a predicted model, not a curated record.
AUGGCAUAUUCAUUGGUUUCUCCCAAUACCUUUGCUGUGAAACUGAAAAUACACUGCAAAAUUUGUGAAAAGAAACUGAAAAACAUGAUGUUGAAAUUACAAGGUGUCCACUCAGUCAAAAUUGAUGAAAAACUUGGAAAUUUAGUCAUUUCAGGCACAGUUGAUCCUACAACAAUUCUAACCAUGUUAGAAAAACUUGGUAGAAAAGCAGAAGUUAUAUGGGAACAAGGACAACCGAUAAACGUUCAGACUAUCACACAAUCAAAAGUGAUUAAUUCGUCGAAUGAUUCAGACAUUAUGACUCGUCAACUAGAGCAAUUGUCUCGAAUUCAAGGAUUGCAAACUAUGGAGGUAACAACAACUAUCAGGUUGACUAUCCAAGGAGAAUCAAGAAAUGACGCUAGUGAUAAUAUCUUGGAAAUUAGCACUACUAACAAUUUGAACAAGCCUGGUCACCAAUUUGAGCAUUCACAUGGUGGUGGUGAAUUUUACGCGGCUUCUUCAUCGUGUUGUGGUGGUCAUCAUGAUGAUGCUAUAAGUCAUAGUCAUAAUUUUCAUGGAUGUUGCCGGGGGGGUAAUACAAGUAAAAAUUGUUGUUACAGUCAUCGCUCACUCCCAAUGGAAUAUUGGGGUAGGGCGAUGGCACAGCCCUCUGACUCUCAACCUUCACCUGCACUACCAGCACCAUCGUGGUCAAGUGGUAGUUCUAUUGCAUCUGCCCCUCCUUUGCCAUCAGAUUAUCAUUAUCAGGUGCCACCAUCAUCAUCAUCGUCAAUGCAUCACACCUACUACAAUGCCUUAAGUGAUGAGAAUGCAAAUGGCUGCGUAAUCCAAUGA